This is a messenger RNA of Limanda limanda (common dab), 449 nucleotides long. RefSeq names its product phospholipase A2-like. Lineage: Eukaryota; Metazoa; Chordata; Actinopteri; Pleuronectiformes; Pleuronectidae. The record is from RefSeq and is a predicted model, not a curated record. The transcript has 4 exons. Bases 15 to 449 code for a protein of 144 amino acids. Gene Ontology annotation, molecular function: calcium ion binding; phospholipid binding. Gene Ontology annotation, biological process: arachidonate secretion; phospholipid metabolic process; lipid catabolic process.
UCUUGACUCACAGGAUGAACGCCCUCCGAACUCUGUUUCUCUUGGCCACCUGCCUCUCUGUGGGUGAGUCGCUCAACCAGUUCAGGAAAGGUAUCCAGUGCCUGGUGCCCGACAGCUCGCCGGUUUUGGACUACUCUCACUACGGCUGCUACUGUGGAUGGGGAGGCUCUGGCACGCCUGUGGACAAACUGGACAGGUGCUGCCAAGUGCACGACAAGUGUUAUGAUGACGCCAAGCAGCUCGAACAAUGCUGGGGCAUCUUCGACAACCCUUACACCGAGGUCUACGCCUACAGCUGUGACGAAGCGAGCAAGAUGAUCACCUGUGGCGAGAACAACAAUGCAUGUGAGAUGUUCAUCUGCGAGUGUGACAGGAAGGCCGCCGACUGUUUCGCCAGAUCGCCUUAUAACGCCGAGAACAAGCGACUGCCCAGCGAGCGAUGUCAGUAG